AUGUUAAGUUUUAUUCUAUUUUCAUUAAUAUUACACUCUUCCCUGUGUGAAGACAAGAGACCUAACUUUGUCAUAAUCCUGACGGAUGAUCAAGAUGUAACUUUAGGAGGCAUGACACCAAUGAAGAAUGUUCAACGGUUUAUUGCAAAUGAAGGAACUACUUUUGCAAACUCUUAUGUUACAUCACCAAUCUGUUGCCCGAGCCGUGCCAGUCUCCUCACUGGUCUCCAUGUUCACAACCAUUUAACUUGGAACAAUAGCCUCCAUGGCGGUUGUUAUGGCAGAUACUGGAAGCGAUUGGAGACCAAAACCUUUGCUGGCACCUUAAAGGCCUCUGGAUAUAAUACAUUUUAUGCUGGAAAAUACCUUAAUAAUUAUGGCUUUAAAGAUGCAGGGGGACCAGAGCUAGUACCUCCCGGAUGGAGUGAUUUCCAUGGCCUAGUUGGCAAUUCUGUGUACUAUAAUUAUACAAUUUCUAAUAAUGGAGUUCCAACACAUUCAAACGACUUAUACCUUACUGAUGUCAUUCGUGAUUUAGGCGUUAGCUUUAUAGAAAAUCAGACAGAAUCUCGGCCAUUCAUGAUGGUCCUGGCUCCACCUGCUCCCCAUCAACCUUUCACCCCUGCUCCUAGGCAUAAAGACGCCUUCAGCAAUGUUACCGCAGUUAAACAUCCCAACUUUAAUGUACGAGCAGAGAAUAAACACUGGCUGCUAACAAUGCCGCCGUCGCCCCUACCAGAAACGAUGUUGCCAGAAUUGGACAGAGUGUAUCGUUCUCGCUGGGAGAGUCUUCUAUCUGUAGACGAAAUGGUAGCAGAUAUUGUGGAAACACUUGACAAUAAUAAUUUAUUGGACAACACCUACCUUAUCUAUACUUCGGAUAAUGGAUAUCAUAUUGGUCAAUUUUCACAAGUAUACGACAAGAGGCAACCUUACGAAUCUGACAUCAAAGUGCCACUGGUCAUACGGGGUCCGAACAUAGCAAAGAACUACACAGACGUUCAACCCGUCUUAAACAUAGAUAUAGCACCAACAAUACUGGAAUUAGCUGGAAUUAAACCGCCAAAGAGUGUAGACGGAAAGCCUAUCCAGUUCAACCAGAACAUGGAUAGAGAAAGGAAUAUGCUUGUGGAGUAUUACGGAGAAGGUCGUGAUGGUACAGUAGAUCCGCAUUGUCCAUGGGCGUAUGAUAAGGAAAAUUUAGCUCAAUGCUACCCGCAGUAUGACUGCAAGUGUCAAGAUGCAAGAAACAACACUUACGCGUGCCUGCGACACAUCUCCCAUCGGAUCAACAUGAAGUAUUGCGCUUUUGCUGAUGAACAGAACUUCAAAGAAAUGUACAACCUGAAUUCGGAUCCGUACGAAAUGAAGAACAUAGUGAACGACGUAUUUCCCUCAAUCCGGCAUUGGUAUAAACUGACUCUUACCCAGAUGCUCACGUGCAAGGGAGCUGAUAAUUGUGAUAAUCCCCUCGAAAAUCCCAAACUAAUAUCUGUAUUUUAA
Molecule: messenger RNA, 1503 nt
Organism: Leptosia nina
Lineage: Eukaryota; Metazoa; Arthropoda; Insecta; Lepidoptera; Pieridae
Source: the annotation of a GenBank genome assembly